Molecule: messenger RNA, 1653 nt
Organism: Labrus bergylta (ballan wrasse)
Lineage: Eukaryota; Metazoa; Chordata; Actinopteri; Labriformes; Labridae
Source: RefSeq, a predicted model, not a curated record
AUGAUGCUCGCAGGUUUCCUUCUAAUAAUCCUCCUUCAAGGUGGAUUUACCUCUGAUCACACAGAGCAGCCAGAACUUGAUCAACAAAAAGCCAAUCAGAGCUAUGAGAAAGGUGGAAGUACCUUCAAUUACACAGAGCCAACAAACAUUACACAGAACGCCAAUCAGAGCUCUGUUGAAGAUGGAAUAACCUUCAAUAACACAGAGACAACAAACUUUACACAGAACACCAAUCAGAGCUCUGUUGAAGAUGGGGCCUCUGCAUGUAAGAAAAACUAUACGCAUAUAGUAGAGCACCUGAAGUUGUCAAAAAAAGAUCUAAACACCAUGACUCGGCCCACUAAGAACACCUCAGAACCCACAAUAAUAUAUCUGGAUAUAGCCCUCUAUGCCAUUCUAGAUGUGAGAGAAAAGGAACAGACAUUUAAGUCUUAUGUUUGGGUUGAAAUGAUUUGGAAUAAUGAAAACAUGCGUUGGGAUAGAAGGAACUUCUGUGAUAUAACUGAAAUUACUCUUCCUUCUAAACAGCUGUGGCUGCCAGAUCUAACUAUUGAAGAGAGGACAGAGAAGGAUAAGGCCACUCAGAGUCCUUAUCUGAGGGUUAAUUCUUAUGGGCAAGUCACUUAUAGGAAUGACAUGGUGCUGCUUACCACCUGCAAGAUGGAUGCCUACAAAUUCCCCUUCGACAUUCAAAGCUGCAACCUCACCUUCAAGUCUGCCAUACACAACGUCAAGGAAAUUAAGCUUGAAAAGUGGGGGGCUCUGAGUGGACAACAAUGGUCCAAAGAAAUUAUAAAAACACAGUCGGACUGGGAGUUCAUCGACAUUACUGUCGACAACAACUAUGUCGACAACUUUUUCAUCAAUCAAAGCACGAUGGUUUACACUGUCAACAUGAAGAGACGUUCUGUCCUUUACAUUGUCAACUUCAUCCUGCCUGUCCUGUUGUUCUUGUGUCUGGAUUUGGCCUCCUUCAUGAUCUCAGAGAAUGGGGGGGAGAAGCUCAGCUUCAAGGUCACUGUGCUGCUUGCUGUCACAGUGAUGCAGCUCAUUCUGAAUGAAAUUCUGCCGUCCUCUUCAAACAGGAUUCCACUUAUAGCAAUGUACUGUAUUGGGAUCUUUGGUUUGAUGAUGCUGAGUCUCCUGGAGACCAUUUUUGUGAUGUACCUCAUCGAGAAAGACUCUGCACCCCAGAAUGAUUGGACAGAUAAAGAACAAAGCCUGAGUGAGGACUGUAAGGACAAACGAGGGAAAAAUAAAUUCCAUACAUUUUUCAAAGACUUCAAGAAACGGACAAACUUGACGUCUGCCUGUGCUGGAUCUUCUGGGGAAAGGCCUUCUGAAAUGCUUCCAGUAUCUAAAGAGACUAGCAGCAGCCAGUUGACUGAGGAGUCCAAUGCCUCUGAAACGGAGAUGUUGCAAGAGUUGUCUCCGCCCCUAAGCAGCAGGAAGGAAGAAGGAAAGGCAGGCCGCUGGACGAGAAGGGCCAAAACAGUCAACAAAGGGCUCCAACAGCAGUCCCCCAGCACAGAGCCAGCCCUCCUAAUCAGCUUGUUAAGCUUUUUAGAGUCACAAGCCCCUGACGCUGCUGCCCCAACAGACGGCUGCAAAGAAAAUGGCACUUGCCACAACAGCCUGAUGAAACAUGGAUAA